Messenger RNA from Cetraspora pellucida, 1574 nucleotides. The record is from the annotation of a GenBank genome assembly. NCBI's taxonomy places the organism in Eukaryota, Fungi, Glomeromycota, Glomeromycetes, Diversisporales, Gigasporaceae.
AAAAUUUAUCUAUGAUUGAAACUAUAGAAAACAAAGAUGAAAUAAUUAAAAAUUCGAUUAAUUUUAUUUGGAAGGCAACAAGUGGAAAAGCUGUAGCAGUAAUCUUUAAUGAUGAUUUCUUACUUUCAGCUACCUUUACUCUUAGCGACAGAAUGUCUAAUACAAUAAACUUGGAUGCACCAAGUUGUGUAAUUAUUAAUAAAGAAAAUUUUAUUAAGAUAGUAAAUCUUGCCAAAGUAAAUAAAAAAGAUCAAAUGAUAAUUAAUGAUGAAAACUAUGAAGCUAUUCAAGCUGAAGAUAUUAAUCUUGUUAGACAACCUAGUGUUUUAUCAUUAGAAAUAGAUUUUGUAAAUAUGAACAUUCAAGAAAGUAAUAUGGAAUCGAGUUUUGACAUAGAUAACAUGGACAAUUCAAGUGAAUUCAAUAAGAAGGGUGAGAUCAUUCAAAAAAGUAAAACACAAAAUUUAAAUUCAAAUAAUCAGGAACCAAUCAGCUCAGAAUCAGAUGAAUAUGAUGACACAGAUGAGGAAACAGGUGAAAAGUUAUUUGAUGCUUUAGCUUCAUCAAUUGGAAAAAGUAAAGAAAUCAGUUCUGCAAAGAGUAGCAUCUACAGAAAAAUAAAUAAGCGUGAUAGUAUAAAACACAUCCCUUCAACAUUGACAGAUGAUAGUCCACUACCAAGUGAAAAAGAAGCUAUAUCAGUCUUACAAGUUAAUGAACCUGUAAAUGGACCUGUAAAUGAACCUGUAAAUGAACCUGUAAAUGAAUCAAUUGCAAGCUCUUCAAAAAGCCAACAAUCUAAUAGAAAUAAGAGUAGUAUUGAAAAUGAAAAAACUUCUUUAAUUAAUAAGAAGUAUGAAAGUGUAAAUUAUAAUGAAAUCAGUGAGUUGCAAUUAGUUAAUGUAGCCUCUAGCACACCAGCAGAAAUUACUGAUGUAAUUGAAAAGAAUCAAGGUGACCUACAAUUUGAUAAGCAUUCAGAUUCAGAUGUACACCCUUGUAUUGGACUGAGUGGUGUAUCUGUUGUUCUUGUUAAUGACCCUAUUCCAGUUAAAAAAGAUGAUUCCAAAGGUAAACAAGUAAAUAAGAGGACAAACAAUUUUGGAGCAAUUUUUAAAGAGUUGAAAUUCUCUUAUUCCAUUGAAAGUCUGCUUUUCCCCUCAGAUUCAUCUAAUUAUUCUUUGCAAAACACAAUUAUUCAAAUUCAAGAAAAAGAUUCUUAUUAUAAUCAUGAAAUUUUUUCAAAUAUUAUUAAUACAAAUGAUAAUGACAUUAAACCGAUCUUUUCUAUAGAAGAUAUUAAUUUUCUGAAUGCAUCACAAAAGAUCCCUUCAUUUACAUUAACAUCUUCACAAGUUAAUUAUAUUCAUCUUUCAAUAGACAAUGAGAUCACACAACCAAUAGAACAUAUUAUACUUAAUGCUCUAACAAAGACUACAAUGGAAACCAUCACUAAUAUCAGCAAUUCAAAUAUUACUAUGAGCAAUAAUAGCAGCACUGAUAACAAAGAUACAAACAUUUUCAAAAAAAUAACAGGAUUAACACCAUAUAUUGAAUGUGUUAUUAGAGAAUAG